UUUACCAUUAAUUUCUUAGUAAUGGAAGAUAACGAUUCCCAAACCUGUUUGGUCUCAUCUGAUUGGGGUUAUCUGGGUUCAGACUUAACAGGGUUGAUCCUCUCCUACCUUCCCAUUCGAUCCAUAGUGAGAGCCAGUGCAGUCUGCAAGUUCUGGCGCUCCGUUGUCACCAACCCUUCAUUCUCGUCUCGUGUCUCUGCAAUCAAGAAGCCCUGGUUCUUCCUUUUUGGCCAGAACAACAUCUUCAUCAAGAACAACCAGGCUUUCGCCUUCGACCCGGAAGCCGACGAGUGGAUCCGCCUCCCUUCCAACCUCUGCCCCUCUCCUUGCCAAGAGGAAUCAUUCCUCGGUUCCGGUGGUUUCUUCUUCACCACCACCUCCUCCACCACUUCUCGCUUCAGCUACUCUCCCAUCCUCUGCGGUUCAUGGCGCGAAACCUCACCGCUUAGUUUCUCUCGCUGUAAUCCCCAUGUAGGCGUCUUUGAUGACGACUCGGGUUUCUCUCGAUUCAUCGUUGUCGGCGGAGUCAGAUUCAUCGGUGGCCUAUUAGACAUCGAGGACCGCUUAGCCGUCGAGAUCUACGACCCGAAGAAUGAUACUUGGGAGCUCUGCCCUCCCUUACCGGCCGAGUUCAGAUCCGGCAACUCGUCUCAGUGGCUCACAUCCGCUUUGUUCAAAGGAAAAGUAUUCGUCUUUGGCAUCUACUCCUGCUUCGUAUCCUCCUUCGAUCUAAAGCUUCACUUGUGGAGCGAAGUGCAGACGCUGAGGCCACCUGGGUUAAUGUUCUCGUUCUUGCUGGCCUGUAAAGACCAGCUUGUCUUGGCGGGUCUCUGCAACACCCCAAGAGGUCCCUCGUUUAACCUCUAUAGAGUCGAUGAGAAGACGAUAGAGUUCAGUGAGAUUGCGAUCAUGCCUCAAGACUUGCUGAAUUGCUUGUUUGACAGUGAUGAAGACGAGAAAUUUGCGAGCUUGAAGUGUGUGGGAUUGGGGAAUCUGAUCUAUGUGUUCAAUGAAGAACAUCACAAGAUAUACCCGGCUUGUGUUUGCGAAAUUAGCAGCGAUUCGAGCAAAUGUAAUUGGAAAAGGAUACCCGAUUUGCCGGCACCGGUGAAUCGGUUUCACAAGGUCAUCAGCUUCUGUUCUCAGAUUCCACUCCAUUAUGUUCUCAGGUAUGAAGAGGACGGAGAGGAGAUGAGUGACUGAAACGCAUUCAGUGAAGA
Molecule: messenger RNA, 1220 nt
Organism: Telopea speciosissima
Lineage: Eukaryota; Viridiplantae; Streptophyta; Magnoliopsida; Proteales; Proteaceae
Product: F-box/kelch-repeat protein At3g24760-like
Exons: 2
Coding region: 22-1203 (393 amino acids)
Molecular function (GO): protein binding
Source: RefSeq, a predicted model, not a curated record